Messenger RNA from Thamnophis sirtalis, 1984 nucleotides. The record is from RefSeq and is a predicted model, not a curated record. NCBI's taxonomy places the organism in Eukaryota, Metazoa, Chordata, Lepidosauria, Squamata, Natricidae.
GUUUGAGGAUAUAAGGGAUGGAAAACCAGUUUUGGACUGUCCCCAGAAUAAAAAAGGGGGGAAAAGUGUCCGGAAGUCCCAGCUACGAGCUCUACCUUCUGAUGGGAAAGGUGGAGGGCAACGCAGGAAGAGCAGCACUGAAUCAGUUUCCAGAACACUGCUGGUAGUGAGCAGUAAAGCCAGAGGGAAAGACAGGUUGACAGGCAGAGCCAGAAGAUGGGAUGUUAAGGAAGGUGAUGAAAUGCCCUUUUUAAAAGAUGAACUUGAUAAUCAGCGAUCAAUUAAUGUGGAAGAACAAAAUAAUCUAAUUCUGGACAGAGAAGCAGAGAAAGAGCACCAUUGCUUACCCGGUCUAGAGAAUUGUAUAAAGCUAAAAGAUGUUCCCAUGGCAGAGACCAAAAGAAGUGAAAUGGACGCAGCUUCAAGAGAAGCCCAAAGCCCAAAUGAAAAAACCAGAAGGGGCCUUAUCGAGGAUGUCAGUAGAGAUGAGACUGAGGUAAAUCUCAAACUCAAUAAGGCAAUAUCUGGCCCUGAUUUGUCUCCUAAGACUAACUAUAAGAAUAGCUGUCAGGAAAUUUCCAGAGUGAAGGCUUCUAGGGACGCAAUUCAAGAAAUCCAUGAAAAUUGCUUAGUUAAAAACACAUGUUCUGAAAGGCACCCUGAGGGGAAUUCUGCUGACAAUUUUAACAAGCUGCCGGAUGUGAUGGAAACAGGUAUCAGAGACCAGGAAUUGUCAAUAAUGAGACAAACAGGAGAAAUCCAUAUUGGAAACCUGAAGAAACAGGUAGCUCUUGGGAGAGAAAAGAAUAACACAACCUGUCUUGCACAUGGGGAGGAAAACAAGACUUCUGUUGGAGAAAUUUAAGGGGAAAGGAAUGAAUGUGCACCAGAAGGAACAAAAAUGUGCAACUUGAAGCAAGAAAACCCUGCGUCAUGCAAUAAGGAAGCAUAUAAUUAAUCUAAGGAUGAAUUGAGCACCUAGAAGGCUAAAGGUUAGCAUAUGGCAUUUUGUUCAUUUAUAUAGAUUUUAUAGUGUAUACUAUCUUAAGGCUCAGGGAAGGCAACCUACUGACAUCUAAAAGGUAUGGGGUGCAAGCCCCCACAAUAUUUCUAAAGCCCUAUUGAUAUGAACUAUCAAAAUGCAAGAUCUGAGUAAAUAUGCCUAUUAUAAGAACACCGAGAUUUGAGGGAUGAAGAAGCAUGUUAUCACUUAGUUUAAACUAAGGUGAUAUGGCUUACAGAUUCAGAAUACUCAAGGAUAUGUCAAGUUUGAUGAAGACCAUGUCUACAAGAAGGCAGCAACAAUGAUGAAGACUUAGAGAUCAAAGCUUAGGAGGAACAUCUGAAAAAAAUGUAUAUGCUUAUCCUAGAGAACAUAUCAUCAAGAGGUGAUAGGAUAAUUAUUUCAAGUUAUGGAAGCCUGAGAGAUAGCUGAUAGAAGAAUCAUUAUUCUGCAGAGCAAGAUGCAAUCCAGUAGGGCAAAUAUUAGGAAGAUCUUCCUGAUGGAAGUGGAGAUGAAAACUUUAAGAGAUUUUUUAGCAGAGGUUGGCUGCCUUUCUGUCAGAGUUCUUGUUACAAUACUUUUUGCUUUGGUGAAGAUUGCACUAGUUGAUUUUUGAGUUUUCUUUCAAAUAUGGAAUUGUUUAAAUAAAUGAUUUUUUAAAAAGCUUUAAGCUUUAUAUUUGGCCUGUUCUGCUUAUUUGCAGAGGGAAGAUAUUCCAUUAAAAAGGAUCAGAUGUGAGAAUUAAAAGAAAAAUGCUUUCCCUUAAUUUUUUAAAAACCUAGAUUAUAUUAAUAUGUCAUUGAUUGCUCAGAAAUUACUUAGUAUUUUAUUAUUAGCAUUUUAUGGCUAGUUAGAAUUCUUAUUUUUGAUUUUACAUGUUUCUACAUAAGACGGCCAUUUCUCUUCAAACCAGUGGUGAUUCAACCAGUUCGCACCUAUUCGGGAGAACCGGUUGAUAACUUUCUAAGCAGUUUGGAGAAC